UACCAAUAAAUUUUUAGAACAAAUAGUAUAAAAUGGAAGAUAACGCUGAUCACAAUAAAGAGCUCGAUGAAGCUAUCAAAAUAAGCUUACAAUCUUUUGGGGCAAAGAAAUCACAAGUAGCUCCUUUAAUUGAAGAAAACAAACAGGAGGAAGGUUUCUUUACCCAAAACGACCUCUUAAAAGGAUCACAAGAAGAAUCCAGAAUCAUGGAGGAGGAAAAAGUAGAAAAUCCUUUUUAUGAAGAAUCAAAGGAGAGCGUCGAAGAAUUAUCAGUAGAACCUCCUGCUUCAUCUGAUCCUACCAGAGACUUAUGUCAGGAAUAUAUGGUAAUCCUUCAAACAACCAUCGAUGAUGAUAAAGAAUUUAAAUCAGUUCUUACUAUUUUGAGCAAACUUAUCGGGAAUGUAUGAAAAGAUCCAAAUAAUACGAAAUUCCAUAAAAUUAAGCUAAACAAUAAGAAAAUCAAAGAGACUGUUGGAAAAUACGCACCUGCCUUGUUUCUUCUAGAACUUGUCGGUUUUAGAUUAUCCAAAGAAAGUGAAACCAUCGAUCAAUUCACCACCCAAACUUUUGAUGUCUACAAUUUGCAGUAUGAGCUCUUCAACUUUGAGACACUUGAAUUUCUAAAUAGCACCAUUAAAGAGAAAUUGGGAAUUGAUGGAGAGUGCAAAACUCCUACUGUCCCAACAGCUGAUUUAAGAGUGAAAGUAGGAUCUGAUGAUCCUGAAGUUGCUAAACCUGAGUCAAAGGUUAAAACAUACUCAACUCUUGAAGGCUACAAUAAUAAAUACGUCCCAAUGAAUUUUAAGAGAAGAGCUGCUUGUGAUAAACUUGCCAAUAACAAAAAGAAUAACAAGAAUUUAUUGUAUGAUCUAGCUCAACAACGAGAGAUGAGGAAGAUGACUACUCCACAUGUGUAUCAGAAUAACCCUUAUCGUGCUUCAAAUUACACUCAACAAAAUUCCUCAAAUUCUGUUGUUGACCAGCUAAGAAAUUACAAAACCCAGAAAAGAGAAGAUAACUAUAGAGUUCCAAGAGAGAUCACUGUGAAAGACCUUGAGAAGAUGAACAAAAGUGAAUCUCUCAAUGUAUCAUCCACUGAUAUUAAAAGACUGGGGAUCAGAUCACUAGAGCUAUCUAAUAAUUUCAGAGCCACAGAAGGAAAACCGCCUCUGAUCUGGAACGACGAGCUCUAUAAAAUUGCUAUGGAGCAUUCAAAGAAUAUGGCAGAGGGAAAAGUCCCAGUUGGCCAUGCUGGAUUUAAAGACAGAAUGAACAAAGUUCCCUUCUUUGUCAAAUCAUUUAGUGAGAACGUUGCAUUUAAUAGUAACUGUGGUGACCCCGUAGAAACAGCCGUUAUAGGUUGGAUAAACUCCCCAGGACAUAGAAAGAACUUACUCAGUGCCUCAACUCACUGUGCUAUAGCUGUUUAUUGCAUCUGCGGGAGCUAUUACUUUACCCAGCUAUUUGCUUUAUGCUAGACAGUUUCAUAUUAACUGUAAAGAUCUUAUUGCCCAAAAUUUCUAUCU
Molecule: messenger RNA, 1529 nt
Organism: Moneuplotes crassus
Lineage: Eukaryota; Ciliophora; Spirotrichea; Euplotida; Euplotidae
Source: the annotation of a GenBank genome assembly